Solanum pennellii is the source of this 704-nucleotide messenger RNA. RefSeq names its product WAS protein family homolog DDB_G0292878-like. The transcript is spliced from 4 exons. NCBI's taxonomy places the organism in Eukaryota, Viridiplantae, Streptophyta, Magnoliopsida, Solanales, Solanaceae. The record is from RefSeq and is a predicted model, not a curated record. Bases 238 to 525 code for a protein of 95 amino acids.
UCACUCUAUAGACUAUAAUAUAAUUGUUUUUCCCCUAAAUUAUUACUAUUCAUUUUAUUAUUAAUUGUUGAUCUAACUAUCUUUGUUUAAAAUUUGUUUUAACCAUGAUUUUUUUUUUCUCAAAAUACUUUGAAUUGUUAACUGAUUUAUAUUGCAUGAUUCUUAUAUAAUGUUUCGAUACGUAAAUUUCAUUUUUGCGUAGGGACGUGGAUUAAAGUAGAAGCACGUAAGGCUAUUAUGGCUGAUGAUGAUAAUGGUGAUUAUAAUCAGGAUAAUAAUAAUAAUAAUAAUAAUUAUAAUGAUGCUAGCUCACCAGCAAUUCCACCAGAGUAUGUUGGAAUUCCAAUGCGACCUCAUUCCUCUAAACCAGAUCAUUCAGCAACUGAUCAACACCCACCACCUGCUGUUAUACACCCACCCCCUGCAACCCCAACGUCAUGCAGUGGAAUGGAUCGACAAAAAUUAGAAAAUUGCAUACGUCGUCAAGUAAACAGGGAUCUCUGCAAGAAUUAUAACAUAUGUUAAAAUAAUAAUCAAUAAAUUAUGUAUGUUUUAGAUAAUUAAUUAAUUAAUUAUUUGGUUUAUAAAUUUUAGUACUCCACUUUGUACAGAAUGGGUACAUUUUGUUUCAUUAAAUUAUCUCCCAAAAGAGGAUACAACACAAAAUAUUUCAAUUUUUUCAAUUGUGAAUGGCCCUUUUUAUA